UUCCUCUUCGGGUCUGAUCAGACGCAGGACGACGCAGAAUGGACCACAUCCGCCUCUUCUUUUUGAACGUAUUUCUUUUUUGCACCUGCUCGGCUUCACCCCCGAAUUUCGUCCUGCUUUUCGCAGAUGAUUUAGGUUUCGGGGACUUGGGUUGUUAUGGACACCCCAGUUCACUCACUCCAAAUCUGGAUCGCCUGGCAGCGGGAGGACUCCGGUUUACAGAUUUCUACUGCACCAGCCCCGUCUGCAGCCCGUCCAGGGCAUCGUUGUUGACAGGGCGCUAUCAGACCCGCUCAGGUAUCUACCCAGGAGUGCUGUACCCAGGCUCUAUAGGAGGUCUUCCCCUGAACGAGACCACCAUAGCUGAAGUGUUGAAACCUCUUGGCUAUGCCAGUGCUGCUAUAGGGAAGUGGCACUUAGGAGUUGGAGCCAACGGCAUGUUUCUUCCAACCAAGCAGGGGUUCGACCAGUACCUGGGGAUCCCCUACUCCCACGACAUGGGACCCUGUAGGAACCUGACUUGUUUCCCUCCAGAUGUUAAGUGUUUUGGAUUGUGUGAUGUUGGCACUGUAACUGUCCCACUAAUGCACAAUGACAUCAUCAAGCAGCAACCAGUUGACUUCCUCGAUCUGGAAAGGGCUUACAGUGACUUUGCCACCAAAUUCAUUACCACAUCAGCCAAGAAAAACCAACCUUUCUUCCUCUAUUAUCCUUCACAUCACACCCACUACCCCCAGUAUGCAGGUCCAGGGGCAGCUGGGAAGUCUUUGCGGGGCCCAUUUGGAGAUGCUCUGUUGGAGUUUGACAACACAAUAGGAAACCUACUGACAACCUUGGAGAAGACUGGAGUGAUCAACAACACCCUGGUCUUCUUCACUUCAGACAAUGGCCCUGAACUGAUGCGAAUGUCUCGUGGAGGUAACUCUGGCCCCCUGAAAUGUGGGAAAGGCACCACAUAUGAGGGGGGCAUGAGAGAGCCAGCCAUUGCCUUCUGGCCAGGGAUCAUCAAGCCAGGUGUGACUCAUGAGAUGGCCAGCAUUCUAGAUAUCCUCCCUACUAUCGCAAGUCUGGCAGGAGCCACACUACCCCAGGUGAUGCUGGAUGGUGUCGAUAUGAAAGAAAUCCUUGUCAACCAAGGAAAGGGUAAAAGGGAGACAAUGGUGUUCUACCCCACAGAUCCCAGUGAGAUGUAUGGUUUGUUUGCUCUCAGGCUGGGGAAGUACAAGGCCCACUUCUAUACACGAGGUGCUACCCACAGCGGUACCAUCCCAGACCAAGACUGCUCAGUAUUUGCAGUCCUCAAGGCCCAUGAUCCCCCUCUUAUUUUCGACUUGGAGGCUGACCCCUCUGAGAACUACCCUCUCAUCCUGAAGGGAAAACCCGACCUCCAAGCCCUGCUGGAGAAGAUCAAGAAGGUCAAGGAGCAGUUUGAAGCCUCUAUGGUGUUUGGAGAGAGCCAGAUAUCAAAAGGAAUAGACCCGAACCUUGAGCCUUGCUGCAAUCCUCAGUGCAGCCCAAAGCCUGGCUGCUGCCACUGUUGAUGUGAUAAAUUCUCCUAUCUGCAAAUGAUGACAAUGUGGGAAAGGAUGGAGGUACUGCGCUGAUUUUGCCUCAAGAUUGCUCUAUGAAUGCACAAGAUGUGAUGCUGAUUUUGUAAUUAUCUGUUGAUGCAUCGCUACUUGCUUGUGGACAGCUAGACUUUAAUUACUGUUCAUACUGAAAGUAAUAUUGCAAGCAAUCUGUUUCCUCAAUGAGGAGAUGAGUUUAUAUUGACUACAUUUAGAACUAAUGCAUAACAAUGUACUGUAUAUUUUAUUGUUUGAUUUAUUGUGUAAUAUCCACCUCAACAUUCUUUAAAUUAACACAUUUUAGAAUAAAUGAGUGGUGUUUUAUGUGAAAGUGCUUUGCAACAUACAGUAUGUCAGUCCCACAAGCAAUCAAGAGGAGAUCCGAACAGUAAAGACAACAAUAAAGGUUUCGGACAUCAAGCAUAUAUUUUAUUCAUAAGACCAAACCCAUGACAAGGCAGAGUGAUUUUUUUGUCAUUUUUUUUCUUUGUUUUUCCCUGGAAUUUUACAAGUCCUUGUUUUUAAAGAUACAAGAUAGGAUAUGUUUGUUCUGUCACAUACUGUUUUGCUCUAGGUAUACAGUGAAGAAUCUUGUUAAUGUAAUAAAGUCAAAAGUUUGGUUUAACUGUUAAUGUAUGUCUCAGUGGCUAUAUAGGAAUAGAUCAUCCUCAGAGGUUGUUUUUGUGUAGCUGUGUGGAAAGAAGGAUUUUAACUAGGCUGUAACAAGAUAGAAAACCAUGGAUCAGAAGCAAAUAGAUGCAGAUCAGAGAUGGGGCACACUGUUGGAGCUCAAGGGCAAUUACUACAAUUGGCAAGACGCAAUAAUAGUUUUCCAGUGGCAGCUGACUCAGUCACUAUUCAGCUCUAACAACACAUUGGUCAGAAGUCUGGUGGGCGUGUCUCACUAUUGAUGUCACAUCUCACAAAAUGUGCCCUAAAUGUGCUGCUGAAGCUUGUCUGUAGAGAGUUAUGGAGUUGGCAGGAACCCAAAUGCCACCUGUGUGACAGAUAUUGAGUUAACAUCUUGUGUAGAAACAAUAAGACACUGAAAUAAACUUAUUGCAGAUCACAAA
Messenger RNA from Micropterus dolomieu (smallmouth bass), 2641 nucleotides. It is a transcript of the gene arsa, whose product is annotated as arylsulfatase A. The transcript has 8 exons. Bases 39 to 1541 code for a protein of 500 amino acids. Gene Ontology annotation, molecular function: arylsulfatase activity. The record is from RefSeq and is a predicted model, not a curated record. NCBI's taxonomy places the organism in Eukaryota, Metazoa, Chordata, Actinopteri, Centrarchiformes, Centrarchidae.